AUGCCGAUUCUCAUUCCGGGGUUUAUCCAAAAGAUCCCGGAUCCCAUAUCCCGUCGUGCCAGGAACUUGAAAGUCCUCACCGGUCGACAGAGAUCCAAGCCGGCGGCGAGGAUCAAGUCCAGGCCAAUCCUCUGUGCUGUACAAAGCCAGAACUUGCUGGAAGAAAUGCUGCGACACCCCUUCACCCCCUGCCGUUCGAUGCACAUAUCGCCCAGCUCAAGCGAGAAAGUCCCUGAAGAUCGAGGCGAUCACCAGGGAUUUACGAUCUGCACACCUCAGUUGCAAUCGCCAUCCUUUUCCCGUGGAAAGAUAGAAAGAGGAAACCCCAUUUCAAUUUCCCCCCAACGGCACGAUCGACACAAAUGCCGAUCUCAAGACAGAUAUGUCGACGGCCACAAGUCCAAGUCCAAUUUGGAACAAGCCAUGGCCCGUCGAAAAGCACACCCCAAAGACUCUUAUGAAAUCGAACAACCUUCACCAAAGAUAAUGAAGAGAUCCUAG
This is a messenger RNA of Penicillium oxalicum, 501 nucleotides long. RefSeq lists its product as uncharacterized. The transcript has a single exon. The coding region runs from base 1 to 501 and encodes 166 amino acids. The record is from RefSeq and is a predicted model, not a curated record. NCBI's taxonomy places the organism in Eukaryota, Fungi, Ascomycota, Eurotiomycetes, Eurotiales, Aspergillaceae.